Messenger RNA from Rhinolophus ferrumequinum (greater horseshoe bat), 2607 nucleotides. RefSeq names its product frizzled class receptor 6 (gene FZD6). Gene Ontology annotation, cellular component: plasma membrane. The coding region runs from base 322 to 2460 and encodes 712 amino acids. The record is from RefSeq and is a predicted model, not a curated record. NCBI's taxonomy places the organism in Eukaryota, Metazoa, Chordata, Mammalia, Chiroptera, Rhinolophidae. The transcript is spliced from 7 exons. Gene Ontology annotation, biological process: non-canonical Wnt signaling pathway; canonical Wnt signaling pathway. Gene Ontology annotation, molecular function: Wnt-protein binding; Wnt receptor activity.
GAACUGGAGGCGCAUUCUCGCGGGAUCGCUCAGCUCUCGCUCUCCGUGCGGCUACCCAGGCAGCGGGCGUCCCCGACACCCCCGGAGCGGUCUCAGGUCGCGGGGGUAUGGUGGGCAGGAAGGGAACGGGGAGGGAGGGAGAGCUGCCUUCGACCCGCCGCCCGAGUAAUUGAUGUGGAACUCAUUUUUAGGAAAAGAACUUCUUUCAAAAUGGUAAAAUAAUGAAAUGAGGAAUUUGAACAUUUUAUCUUUGGAUGGAAAUCUGAGAAUGAAAAGAGCGAUUAAUCCAAGCCAUGUGGUAAAAGCAGGAAUUUGAAGAAAAUGGAAAUGUUUACAUUUUUGUGGACAUGUGUUUUUCUACCCCUCAUAAGAGGGCACAGUCUUUUCACGUGUGAACCAAUUAUUGUUCCCAGAUGUAUGAAAAUGGCCUACAACAUGACAUUUUUCCCUAAUCUGAUGGGUCAUUAUGACCAGAGUACUGCUGCUGUAGAAAUGGAGCUUUUUCUUCCUCUUGCAAAUCUGGAAUGUUCACCAAAUGUCGAAACUUUCCUUUGCAAAGCUUUUGUACCAACCUGCACAGAGCAAAUCCAUGUAGUUCCACCUUGUCGUAAAUUUUGUGAAAAAGUAUAUUCUGAUUGCAAAAAAUUAAUUGACACUUUUGGGAUCCAAUGGCCCGAGGAACUAAAAUGUGACAGAUUACAAUACUGUGAUGAGACUGUUCCUGUAACUUUUGAUCCACACACACAGUUUCUUGGUCCUCAGAAGAAAACAGAAGAAAUCCAAAGAGACAUUGGAAUUUGGUGUCCAAGGCAUCUUAAGACUUCAGGGGGACAAGGCUAUAAGUUUCUGGGAAUUGACCAGUGUGCACCUCCAUGCCCCAACAUGUAUUUUAAAAAUGAUGAGCUAGAGUUUGCAAAAAGUUUUAUCGGAAUAGUUUCCAUAUUUUGUCUUUGUGCAACUCUGUUCACAUUCCUUACUUUUUUAAUUGAUGUUAAAAGAUUCAGAUACCCAGAGAGACCAAUUAUAUAUUACUCUGUCUGUUACAGCAUUGUAUCUCUCAUGUACUUUAUUGGAUUCUUACUAGGCAAUAGCACAGCCUGCAAUAAGGCCGAUGAGAAGCUAGAAAUUGGUGAUACAGUUGUUCUAGGCUCUCAAAAUAAGGCUUGUACCGUUUUGUUUAUGUUUUUGUAUUUUUUCACAAUGGCUGGCACUGUGUGGUGGGUGAUUCUUACCAUUACUUGGUUCUUAGCUGCAGGAAGAAAGUGGAGUUGUGAAGCCAUUGAACAAAAAGCAGUGUGGUUUCAUGCUGUUGCAUGGGGAAUACCAGGUUUUCUGACCGUUAUGCUUCUUGCUAUGAACAAAGUUGAGGGAGACAACAUUAGUGGAGUUUGCUUUGUCGGCCUUUAUGACCUGGAUGCUUCUCGUUACUUUGUCCUCUUGCCAUUGUGCUUUUGUGUGUUUGUAGGGCUGUCUCUUCUUUUAGCUGGCAUUAUUUCCUUAAAUCACGUUCGACAAGUUAUACAACAUGAUGGCCGGAACCAAGAGAAACUAAAGAAAUUUAUGAUUCGAAUUGGAGUCUUCAGUGGCCUGUAUCUCGUGCCAUUAGUGACACUUCUUGGGUGUUACGUCUAUGAGCAAGUAAAUAGGAUUACCUGGGAGAUAACUUGGGUCUCUGACCAUUGUCGUCAGUACCACAUCCCAUGUCCUUAUCAGGUAAAAACAGAAAGUCGACCAGAAUUGGCUUUAUUUAUGAUAAAAUAUCUGAUGACAUUAAUUGUUGGCAUCUCUGCCGUCUUCUGGGUUGGAAGCAAAAAGACAUGCACAGAAUGGGCUGGGUUUUUUAAACGAAAUCGCAAGAGAGAUCCAAUCAGUGAAAGUCGAAGAGUACUACAGGAGUCGUGUGAGUUUUUCUUAAAGCACAAUUCUAAAGUUAAACACAAAAAGAAGCACUAUAAACCAAGUUCACAUAAGCUGAAGGUCAUUUCCAAAUCCAUGGGAACCAGCACAGGAGCUUCAGCAAAUCAUGGCACAUCUGCUGUAGCAAUCACUAACCACGAUUACUUAGGGCAAGACACUUUGCCAGAAAUCCAAACCUCUCCAGAAACGUCAGUGAGGGAAGUGAGAGAAGAUGGAAUGAGCACCCCCAAAUCAAGAGAACAGGUCUGUGAGGAACCUGCCACACCAGCAGUAUCCAGCUCCAAACUCUGUGGGGAACAGGCCGACCGGAAGGGCCGGGCAGGCAAUGUGAACGACAAGAGCAGUGUAUCUGAAAGUGGGCAGAGUGAAGGAAGGGUAACUCCAAAAAGUGAUGUUACUGCAGCUGGCCUGGUCCAGAGCAACAACUUGCAGGUCCCCAGUUCUUCAGAGCCAAGCAGCCUGAAAGGCUCCACCUCACUGCUCGUUCACUCAGCUUCAGGAGCUAGAAAAGAGCAGGGCACUGGCAGUCACUCAGAUACUUGAAAACCAGGUUAUCCCGUUACUUGGAAGUGGAUUUGUGUUACACUGGAGGUGACCAAUACAUGGUCUUAUAAGACUCACUAUUGCAUUCUUCUUUUGCACUUAGAACUACAUUGCCUGCUGUUAUACUGGAAACAAUAGAUUCCGAGA